AUGUCGUCAAAACUGCCCUCCGUCCUUGCCGCGACCGACGAGGAGAUCCAGCUCCUCCUCGCGGCGCAGGCCCACAUUGGCUCGAAGAACUGCGACAAGCAGAUGCUCCCGUAUGUCUGGAAGCGGAGAGCUGAUGGUAUCCAUAUCCUCAACAUCGGCAAGACCUGGGAGAAGCUCGUCCUCGCGGCGCGCAUCAUCGCGGCGAUUGAGAACCCGAACGACGUCUGUGUCAUCUCCGCGCGCCCGUACGGGCACCGCGCGGUGCUCAAGUACGCCGCGAACACGGGCGCGCAGGCGAUCGCGGGGCGGUUCACGCCCGGUUCGUUCACGAACUACAUCACGCGCUCGUUCAAGGAGCCGCGCCUGAUCGUCGUCACCGACCCGCGCGUGGACCACCAGGCGAUCCGCGAGGCGAGCUACGUCAACAUCCCCGUUAUCGCCUUCUGCGACACCGAUGCCCCCCUCAAGUUCGUCGACGUCGCCAUCCCCACUAACAACAAGUCCCGCAACUCCAUCGGCCUCAUGUGGUGGCUCCUCGCCCGCGAGGUCCUCCGUCUCCGCGGCACCAUCCCCCGCACCCCCGAAGGCUGGAGCGUCAUGGUGGAUAUGUUCUUCUACCGUGACCCCGAGGAGGUCGAGAAGCAGCAGCAGGACGAGGCGGCCGCAAAGGCGGCUGCGGCUGCUGGCGAGGUCGCCGAGGCACCCCUCAACGAGUGGGACCCGACUGCGGCCCCUGCCGCUGGUGGCAUCAACCCGGCUUUGGUUGCCGGCGAGGGUGGUGCUCUCGACUGGUCUGCAGAGCCGACGACGACUGGCCCGACGGACUGGGCAGCAGAGCCAGCGGCUGCGUCUGGCUGGGGUGCGGAUGCGGCGGGCGCUGCGACUGGCUGGGACUAA
This is a messenger RNA of Rhodofomes roseus, 897 nucleotides long. Its product is annotated as 40S ribosomal protein S2. Gene Ontology annotation, molecular function: structural constituent of ribosome. Gene Ontology annotation, cellular component: 90S preribosome; cytosolic small ribosomal subunit; ribosome. The transcript is spliced from 3 exons. The coding region runs from base 1 to 897 and encodes 298 amino acids. The record is from RefSeq and is a predicted model, not a curated record. Gene Ontology annotation, biological process: cytoplasmic translation; ribosomal small subunit assembly. Lineage: Eukaryota; Fungi; Basidiomycota; Agaricomycetes; Polyporales; Fomitopsidaceae.